Messenger RNA from Castor canadensis (American beaver), 2127 nucleotides. NCBI's taxonomy places the organism in Eukaryota, Metazoa, Chordata, Mammalia, Rodentia, Castoridae. The record is from RefSeq and is a predicted model, not a curated record.
AUGAGACUAACUGGGGUCAGAGUCACCAAGGUAGACUGGCAGCGGUCAAAGAAUGGCGCUGCCCACCACACCCAGGAAUACCCUUGCCCUGAGCUGGUGGUUCGCAGAGGCCAGUUGUUCAACCUUAUCCUGGAUCUGAGCGGAGAACUGGACAGCGAGGAAGCCCUCAUCUUCACGGUGGAGACAGGGCCCCAGGCAUCCGAGACUCUCCACACCAAAGCUGUGUUCCAGACAGCGGAGCUGGAGGUGAGCGAUGCCUGGACAGCAGCAAAGGAGGUACAGUCAGGGAACACCGUGACCGUCAGCCUCACCAGCCCUCCGGAUGCCAUCAUCGGCCGUUACCUACUGAGAGCCAGGCCUUCUUCUCGCCGGAAGCACAGUGACCGGAAGCUGGGCGAGUUUGUUCUCCUGUUCAACCCUUGGUGCCCAGAGGACGAUGUGUUUCUGGCCUCAGAGGAGGAGAGACAGGAGUACGUGCUCAAUGACAGUGGUAUCAUCUUCCGAGGCAUGGAGAAGCACAUCCGAGCCCAGGGCUGGAACUACGGGCAGUUUGAGGAGGACAUCUUGGACAUCUGCCUCGCCAUCCUGGACCGAAGCCCCAGUCACCAGAGCGACCCAGCCGCCGAUGUGUCCCGACGCCACGACCCUGUCUAUGUCACCAGGAUCAUCAGUGCCAUGGUGAACAGCAACAAUGACCGGGGUGUGGUGCAGGGCCAGUGGCAAGGCAAGUAUGGCGGUGGCACUAGCCCCCUGCACUGGCGCGGGAGUGUGGCCAUUCUGCAGAAGUGGUUCAAAGGCAGGUACAAGCCGGUCAAAUACGGCCAGUGCUGGGUCUUCGCUGGAGUCAUGUGCACAGUCCUCAGGUGCCUGGGAAUCGCCACCCGGGUCGUGUCCAACUUCAACUCAGCCCAUGACACUGACAAGAACCUGAGUGUGGACAAAUACGUGGACUCUUUUGGGCGGACCCUGGAGGACCUGACAGAAGACAGCAUGUGGAAUUUUCACGUCUGGAACGAGAGCUGGUUUGCACGGCAGGACCUGGGUCCCUCUUACAAUGGCUGGCAGGUUCUGGAUGCUACGCCCCAGGAGGAGAGUGAAGGUGUGUUCCAGUGUGGCCCAGCCUCAGUCACCGCCAUCCGCGAGGGUGACGUGCACCUGGCCCACGAUGGCCCCUUUGUGUUCGCGGAGGUCAAUGCUGACUACAUCAUCUGGCUGUGGCACAAGGAUGAGAGUCGGGAGCGUGUGUACUCGGACACAAAGAAGAUCGGCAGAUGCAUCAGUACCAAAGCUGUGGGCAGCGAUUCCCGCGUGGACAUCACAGGCCUCUACAAGUACCCAGAAGGGUCCCGGAAGGAGCGGCAGGUGUACAGCAAGGCGGUGAAGAAGAUGCUCAGCGUGGAAGCCUGGGGGAGGCGCACGUGGAUCCGCAGGGUUGGUGGCUGUGGCCUCUGGCGUGAUGACCUCCUGGAGCCGGCCACCAAACCCAGCAUCACUGGCAAGUUCAAGGUGCUGGAGCCACCGAGGCUGGGCCAUGACCUGAAGCUGGCUCUGUGCUUAGCUAACCUCACCAACCGGGCCCAGAGGGUUCGAGUGAAUCUGAGUGGUGCCACCAUCCUCUACACCCGCAAGCCAGUGGCCGAGAUCCUGCAUGAAUCCCAUGCAGUAAAGCUGGGGCCACAAGAAGAGAAAAAGAUCCCAGUUGCAAUAUCUUAUUCUCAGUACAAAGAAGACCUGACUGAGGACAAGAAGAUCCUGCUGGCUGCCAUGUGUCUUGUCACCAAAGGAGAGAAGCUCCUGGUGGAAAAGGACAUCACUCUGGAAGACUUCAUCACCAUCAAGGUCCUGGGCCCAGCCGUGGUGGGACUGGCGGUUAUGGUGGAGGUGACAGUGGUCAACCCGCUCUCGGAGAGCGUGAAGGACUGUGUGCUGAUGGUGGAGGGCAGUGGCCUGCUCCAAGGACAGCUCAACAUUGAGGUCCCCAGCCUGGAGUCCCAAGAGAGAGCAUUGGUCCAGUUCAACAUCACUCCCUCCAAGAGUGGCCCAAGGCAGCUGCAGGUGGACCUUGUCAGCCCCCACUUCCCAGACAUCAAGGGCUUCGUGAUGGUCCACGUGGCCACAGCCAAGUGA